AUGGCUAACAAGUACGGAGCCGGUAAUGCCAUGACACCACAUAUCUCCGGCACCUCACUCGACGCCCAACAACGCUACGCCCAAGGAGCCAAGAACAUCCUGGCCUCGUACAUCAGCGGCAAAAAAGACUACCGUCCCGAAGACAUCAUCGUCAUCGACGGCCACUACGCCUCGCGCUCCUACGGCGAUGACAAGAAAGUCAACUGA
Sugiyamaella lignohabitans is the source of this 207-nucleotide messenger RNA. It is a transcript of the gene FDH1, whose product is annotated as formate dehydrogenase (NAD+). The record is from RefSeq and is a predicted model, not a curated record. Bases 1 to 207 code for a protein of 68 amino acids. The transcript has a single exon. NCBI's taxonomy places the organism in Eukaryota, Fungi, Ascomycota, Dipodascomycetes, Dipodascales, Trichomonascaceae.